Molecule: messenger RNA, 4833 nt
Organism: Macadamia integrifolia
Lineage: Eukaryota; Viridiplantae; Streptophyta; Magnoliopsida; Proteales; Proteaceae
Product: DExH-box ATP-dependent RNA helicase DExH15 chloroplastic
Exons: 13
Coding region: 148-3198 (1016 amino acids)
Biological process (GO): nuclear-transcribed mRNA catabolic process, 3'-5' exonucleolytic nonsense-mediated decay
Cellular component (GO): Ski complex
Molecular function (GO): nucleic acid binding; ATP binding; RNA helicase activity
Source: RefSeq, a predicted model, not a curated record
AAAAAAAAAAAAAAAAAAAAAGAGAGAGAAAAAAAAGUUUCAAUUGGACAAGUCUGAUCACGACAAUCUCAACAUCUACAUUAAGUGUAGAGGAUAUCCCUGAAAAAGGGGCUGCCCAAGUAAGUAACUAACAAGCACUCCCCUGCCAUGCGGACCCUCUCCACUUCGUCCUCUCUUUUGGAAUUAUCUCAUCUUAUCCCUUUUUUCUCCUACAGUGGCAAUGCCAUUUUUCGAAAUUUAGUUUUUAGUAUUCCCAGGAAGUUUGUCACAUUAAGGACAACUUCAUCUCUUUCUCUGCCAUCCCAUAGUUAUCCUCGGGCCAUUUCCCAUUCAGCAAAUCAACUCUCCGAUGUCGAAGAAGAAGAAGAUGAAGACGAAGACGAAGACGGAGAUGAAGACGACGACGAUGAUGAAGCUGCGGAUGAGUAUGAGGAGUUCUCUGUUGAUUUGUUUGACGACAAUAAAUAUGAGGAUGAUGAGAUUGAUUCAACAGUAAUGGAAGCACCUCCUCGGUUCGAGGGACAAAAAUGGCAGAGAAUCGACAAACUUCGAUCCCAAGUAAGAGAGCUUGGGGAUGAACUUAUCGAUCUGGAUGAGCUUGCUUCCUUUUACGAUUUCCGCAUCGAUAAAUUUCAGAGGUUGGCUAUAGAAUCUUUCUUGAGAGGUUCAUCUGUGGUGGUUUCUGCACCAACGAGUAGUGGAAAGACUCUGAUAGCAGAAGCAGCAGCUGUAGCCACGGUAGUGAGAGGAAGGAGACUCUUCUAUACAACUCCUUUGAAGGCAUUAUCUAAUCAAAAGUAUAGAGAAUUUCGAGAGACAUUUGGUGAAAGCAAUGUUGGCCUUCUCACGGGAGACUCUGCAGUCAACAAAGAUGCUCAAAUUUUAAUCAUGACUACUGAGAUUCUGCGCAAUAUGUUAUAUCAGAGUAUUGGAAUGAUUUCUUCCGGGAGUGGAUUGUUCCAUGUCGAUGUGAUUGUUUUGGAUGAAGUACACUAUCUCAGUGACAUUUCUCGGGGUACAGUUUGGGAAGAGAUAGUGAUUUAUUGUCCAAAAGAAGUCCAACUUAUAUGUCUUUCAGCGACAGUUGCAAAUGCUGAUGAGCUGGCUGGUUGGAUUGGGCAGAUUCAUGGUACAACUGAGCUGGUAACAUCAAAGAAACGACCUGUUCCAUUGACUUGGCAUUUCUCUAUGAAAAGUUCUUUGUUACCACUACUUAAUGAGAAAGGAACGAGCAUGAACAGGAACCUACAGCUUUCUGCUUUGGAAGGUGAAUCUUAUAGGGAAGUUGGAUCUAGAAGAAGGAAUUCUAGAAGACAUGAAAAAGGGAGCUACAAAAGUGGGAGCAUGUCUGGGCAGUCAACAUCGUCAAAAGAUGACACAAAUACAAUCCGCCGUUCACAAGUUCCUCAGGUUAAAGACACAUUGUGGUACCUUAGGCAAAAGCAUAUGCUGCCUGCUAUUUGGUUUAUUUUUAGCAGGAAAGGAUGUGAUGCAUCUGUUCAGUAUCUUGAACAUUUCAAGCUUUUGGAUGACUGUGAGACAAGUGAAGUUGAACUAGCCUUGAAAAGGUUCCGUGUACAGUACCCUGAUGCUGUUCGAGAAUCUGCCAUAAAAGGCCUUCUGAAUGGGGUUGCAGCACACCACGCAGGCUGUCUACCUUUGUGGAAGUCAUUUAUUGAAGAGUUGUUUCAGCAAGGACUCAUUAAAAUUGUCUUUGCUACAGAAACUCUUGCUGCUGGCAUCAACAUGCCUGCCAGGACAGCUGUUAUUUCAUCUCUCAGUAAAAGGAGCGAUAGUGGACGUAUCCAUUUGAGACCAAAUGAGUUGCUUCAAAUGGCUGGUCGAGCUGGACGUAGAGGUAUUGAUGAAAGGGGUCACGUAGUUCUUGUUCAGACUCCUUAUGAAGGAGCAGAAGAAUGCUGCAAGAUUCUUUUUUCUGGAGUAGAGCCUCUUGUCUCUCAGUUCACUGCUUCAUAUGGCAUGGUGCUAAAUCUCCUUGCAGGCGCAAAAGUUACUCGCAGAUCAAAGGAGGCAGAAAUGAAAGUCUUAAAAGCGGGACGAACACUAGAAGAAGCUCGGAAGCUGGUUGAACAAAGUUUCGGAAACUAUGUUGGGAGUAAUGUUAUGCUUGCUGCCAAAGAGGAGAUUGCUGAAAUACAGAAAGAAAUUGAGGUGUUGACUUUGGAAGUUGGUGAUGAUGCUGUUGAUAGGAAGAGUCGGAAGCAGUUAUCUGAAAAAACAUACAGGGAGAUUUCUGAUCUGCAGGAGGAAUUACGGGAAGAGAAACGAUUGCGGACUGAACUGAGACGAAGGAUGGAAAUAAAGAGGAUUACUUCUUUGAAACCUCUAUUAAAGGAGAUGGAAAAUGGUGAUUUACCCUUUAUCUGCUUGCAGCAUAAUAAAGGAGGAGUUCAACACUUACUUCCUGCUGUUUAUUUGGGGAAGGCUGAUGCUCUUUCUGGUUCAAAAUACAAGAACAUGAUUUAUGCAGAUGGUUCUUUUGCUAUUGAUAUCAUGGAAAAAGAGUUCGAUUUUGGAGAUAUGGAAGCACAGUUUGAUGCCAAACCAUCUUAUUAUGUGGCUCUUGGUUCGGAUAACUCUUGGUAUUUGUUCACAGAGAAGUGGAUCAAAGUGGUUUAUGGAACUGGCUUUCCUAAUGUUCCUUUAGUUCAAGGUGGUGCUUUGCCCAGGGAAAUAAUGAGAGCACACCUUGAUAAGGAAGAAUUGCAGUGGAAGAAGCUUUCUGAUUCUGAAUUUGGAGAUCUGUGGUGCACGGAAGGAUCUCUUGAGACCUGGUCUUGGAGUUUAAAUGUGCCAGGCUUGAGUAGCCUCUCUGAUGAAAACGGGGUGCUGCAAAUGUCCCAAGCAUACCAGGAUGCUAUAGUGUGUUACAAGGAUCAAAGAAAUAAAGUUUCCCGUUUGAAGAAAAAAAUUGCUCGUACAGAAGGCUUCAAAGAGUAUAAGAAAAUCAUAGAUAUGACUAACUUCACUAAGGAAAAGAUUGAACGCUUGAAGGCUAGGUCUGUUCGGCUUGUUAGUCGAAUAGAGCAAAUUGAACCGUCUGGCUGGAAGGAGUUCCUCCAGGUUGCAGGUUGUUCAACUUUAACAGUGCAAUUUUUCCUUUUGGAGCAUUUGUAUGCAUCAAAUUACUGUGUCUGCACAUCUAUGAACAUGUGUUGGGUUGAGGAUCAAUGGUGAUAUGGUGAGUUUCUAUCAUAGUAAAACUUUAAACUUAUUCCUCGUUUAGAAAGAAAAUAUAAAACCUACCAUUUUCUCUUCCUAAGUUUUUGUCUUUUAUUGUACACAAGAAGAAUGUCAAUUAUAAAGUUAUUUCUUUUAAGUUCUCAUCUUUCUAGAAAGUGGAAGGUUGUCAUUAUCUAAAGUAUUUUGGUUUAGUCUCCACCAUAAUUGUGAAAGCAACUUAGCAACCCAAGGUGUUAAGAGGGGGAACUUGGGUGCCCUAGGCAUGCAGUAUAUGUCUGGGGAUGCAGUAUGUGACAUAUGUAAUAGAGCAAUAAUAAUUUUAUAUAAUUAUGGUUAUAUACAACAUAGAAGCCAUAUCAAUAUAAUAUGAUACAAUAUGCUAGUGGUGAUCCAAUAUGAGAAAAGCACAUGUGAUAUAAACGAAGCAUAGGAUAUAAUAUGAGCAUAUUCAAAAAAAAAAAAAAAAUGGAGUGUCAACAAGGUGAUGUCUUGAAAACUAUGCUCUCCACCAAUUUUUCAAAUUGGUAAUCCUUAUAAAUGUCUGUCAAUGUCAUCAUUGUUCAACCAAGCAGCUUGAGGUUCACUUGAAUUAGUUAUCAUUCCAAUGGAAAUUAAGUGUUUUCUUCUUUGAUUCUGAUUUUUUUUGUAGUAAUCUGAAACGACAAAAGGAUUUAAUAGGGGCACUGUUCACAUCAAACUGCAGCUUUCCAAGUUGCAAGUGUAAUUACCCCUGAACCAUAAUCCCAAAAAGUAUGGGUGUGCUUCAAAAUUUUGGUGAAAACAGGAGCACGUGGAAUGAAUAUUGGUCUUGUUCCCAUCUGGGAUUGAUUCACUUUUGGAUACCUUUCUUCUCCCUCAACAAUAAAUGCGGUGCCCCUGUAUCAUCGCUAUCAUCUCUUGCUCUAUAAGCCUCUAGCCCUACCCUCUCUCUCUCUGGGUAGGGGUAGAGCAAGAAAUGAUAGCGAUGCACACACACACACACACACACAUGCACGCACUCACACUCACACUCACACUCAUGCAAGCUCUCCAUUUCUCAUCCACCUACUCACAACCACGGAUACAUUGGACACAAUCCAGAGACUGCACAAUUGGAGCUUGUCAACUUUGGUUGUUCUGGUGCUUCUGCUCCAUUCACUCUCUGGUCUUAGCCAAAAAACUGAGUACCGAAUGAUUAGAUAUUUAAAAUGAGGUUUUCUCCUGAAUGUUUAUUUAUUGCAAGCCCUUGAUUUAGUAUUUGAGAUGCUUCUUCAGAUAUUCUGAUUUUCUGAAGGAUCUCCUUUUGGAUAUGUCAAUUUGGACAUUCGGAUAUCUUGAUACUUUAAAUCUGUUCGCCCAUGCCAUUUGUUUUGUACGUUUGUGGUCGGUCUACGAAAGGAGAUGAGCAUCUUUCACCACUAAGUUGUAACAAGACUCAUUUGCCACAUAUAAACCAUGAGGAAGCCAUGUGCUUUUCAUGCCUCAAAAUAAUUAUUGUGUUGUAGUAGCACUCAUGCUCUGCUAAUGCAAUUGGUUUCAUUCUCAGGGAUGAUUUUUUUUCUUUUUUGGGUGCAUUUGUUAAAUUAACCUCAACCCAACUUAGACUGUAUACAAGAGUAUCUGAGGUACAGGUUAAUAAACAGGCUUUUG